UUUCCCCUUUUAUGAUUGUCUCCUUUCUGUGGCCUGUUUUGUGUCUAUCAGGAAACUAUAUUGUAAAAAAGAACUUUUUAAGUCUGGAGUACUUUGCUUGGCUGGGAUCCUUUGAAAACAUGGAGACUGUGGGUAAACUACUUUGUCGAAUGUUGCUGCUGUUUCUUCUGUUCCAGUUUGGGCUAGGGAGGAGUCAACAAGUAGCAACUCCUCAAGGUUUCAUAGCAAGUUCCUGUUCCUCUAGUCUCUUUUGGAUGAAGCUGGAUAACUCCUUUCUUCAAGGAAAGUACUUCACACUAGAAAUAAUUGAUCCCUUUGGUGUCCCUGUACAGCUUGAUGAAACACUAGAAGCUCGCUGUGGCUAUACCUUGAUGGAAGAUGUGUGGGGCAACACUAUUUUCCGGGCUUCUCUUCUAGCUUGUCAUGUUAUAAAUGAGGUGGAUGAAAGGUUCUCUCUUACUGUAGACAUCAAAGUGUCCUUAUUCCCUGACCUGAGGGCGGCUACAGCUUACAGACACACCAUGUACUGCUCCUACUCCCCUUGGGCUCCAAGGGAAAUUGUGUGUGAGGAGAACUACAUGGAGGUGUCUGUGAAGAGUGAUGUACCUGUGAUUUCUGAUGAUGAGACUGCAGAGUGGAUGUCGGCACUACCAGAGGCACAGAAGGUGGUGUAUCAAAUAUGGCAGCUGAUAUUCUAUUCUCCUUCCGGGAGAAAAACUACAGUGGUGAGUGAUGCUGACAAACUAGGCUACGGCUUUAAUAAUACACUGGCAAGAGUGUUCCUCCGUUCGCCAUACUCCACAAAUGAAACUGAACUUUCAGUGGUUAAUGGGGUCACUAUGAGCACAAUCAGUUCCACUUCCAUGUACAAACAAAGAUGGCUGCUUCUACUGAUUGACACAACUGUAUCAUGCCCAGUUGAUGGUACCAGCUUCACAGAUGCAGUGAUAACAUGGACUGUGCCACGUACUAUCCCUAGACUAGUCCUUCAGGAACCCACCUUUACAUCCCAGAAUAUAUCAAUGGGAGUUGAUGGAAGAAGAAUAGAGAACCCUGAGAACUUGAACUACACACUGGAACACAACAGCACACACAUUGGAAUAACAAUCCCAAUAGGAGCAUCUGGGGGCAGACUCAUGAGCAUGAUAGCUAAUGGAAUCUAUGGGGUGAUAUACAGAAUCAGCUUAUUAUUGGAACAUACCUGGACAGAUACAGAUUGGCACCUGACUAAAUACACUGUGAUCAAAUCCAUCACUACACCCUUUAUGCCUAGAAUACCAACAGUAGUCAACAAAACUGUUCCAGAUACACGACUAUUUGACCUAGACUUUGGAGUUUUCCUUCCUGAUGUCACUCUGGUAACAAUUACAAUAGGAGACACAACUUUGUCUCCAGAGGAACUAGAAAAGAAUUACAAGAGCUCUGAAAUGCCUUUCCCCAAUGGAACAAAGGGUUUUAACUUGAAAGUACCUUUUGAUGAUCCAAAUGUUCUGAAGGAGUCAGCAGACACCAGGGAGGCAGUGGAUGUUCUGAACCUGGGCUUGGAGGCUGUUCUGGACUGGAUGGGGGCAAACAAGCUGAAACUCAAUCCAGAUAAGACGGAAGUGCUCUGGGUUGGUAGAACUGAUCAUCCGAGUAAUGAGUAUGUGAACAAAAAUGAAACAAAAUACCUUCUCUAUGUGAAUUAUACUCUGGCUGUGGGUCCUGAGCGGAAGCCUUACCACCACCCUGCUGAUGUAGAAUGCACAAUUGCAGAUAUUGAACUACCAGAAGGAAUUGGGUACUGUGAUAAAGACAACCUGUAUCUAGCUGUUACAGUUACAGGCCUAAACGAACACUGGAGCCUCUAUGUUGGUAAUAAGCCUCUAAAUCAGGCCACUGCCCUUUCAGAUGGGUAUCUGAUCACUACAAAUGCUACUCAUCUAAGACUGCAAGUGCCUCUCUUUGCUGUUGGGAUUAUCUACGAGGAAGUCUCAUUUGAGAGAAUCCAAGCUAGAUUUGAUCUCACCCUGAAGAAAAUCAAUACAAUGGAGACAUUGGAUAUCUUCUCUGCUAGAUGCAGCUUUCGUGCCUCUGAAUUUGUAGUGUGCUACCCUAAUGGAACAGUCACUGUAUCGGCUCUCAUGAAGACAGUUCCAUCCAUUGACAUGGGCAAAACAAGACUGAAGGACCACAAUUGUAAGCCUUUAGAGUUUACCAAGGAGCAAGCCUUCUUCCAGUUCCAUGUUUCUAAUUGUGGUACUUCACUAAGGUUUGAAGGGGAACACCUCAUCUAUGAAAAUGAAAUAUCCUUUGAAAAAGAGACACUCCCAGCACAGGGACCACCAAUUAUCACAAGAGAUCCAGAUUACAGACUGACUAUCUUAUGCUACUAUCCAACCAAGGAGACACUGAUGCAUAGUGCUCUGGUGUCUGGCUCCUCCUCAGCUAGAGAUGUUGCUCCUCUCGGCUAUGGCACAAUGAUAGCUAGGUCCAGUCUUCCAGGCCUUAGAAGAGGAAGGCAAGUUCUGAAUAUAGCUGCAAAUGUGUUUAAAGAUGAAUCCUUCACAGAAACCUAUGGGUCACAUUCAACAGCUGUCAAGUACUCAUGGGAGCCCACAUAUCUUGAAGUUGAAUUGAAAGAUGAAGCUCCUGGUGUUGCACUGCACUUGGACAACUGUUGGGUGACUGAGUCUGAAGAUUUUAGCAGCAUUCCCCAAUGGAAUGUUAUUGUGGACAGAUGUGAGAACAAAAGCCAUGGAUCUGUGUUGAAUUUCUACCCUGUAACUAAAAAUGACAGAGUAAAACAUCCCAAUCACUUCAAGAGAGUAGGAAUACAGAUGAGAAUCCCACUGAAAAAGGUAUAUUUCCACUGCACAGUAACAGUCAGAGAUUGCCUUCAUGUAAUUGAUGAUCUCUCUUAUAGACAAUGUCCUUCUAGAAGGAAGCCUGAUGUGAAUCUUGAAAUUCAGUCUGGUCGCCGUGGUUAUGUAUUAGCUGGGCCCAUCUUGAUUAUUCAUCCUGACCAAGUUAAGGAAUUGGAAGUGCACAAAUCAGAUAUGGCUGAACAAUCCUAGUUGCCAUGACUGGCCUAUUCAAUGUAUGCUCUGGGACUGCUUAAAACGCUCUUCACAUUGGAUUUCUAUGUCAAAGUUUUCAUCAAUAAAAAGCAAGAAGUACAA
This is a messenger RNA of Hemicordylus capensis (graceful crag lizard), 3161 nucleotides long. RefSeq lists its product as uncharacterized. The record is from RefSeq and is a predicted model, not a curated record. NCBI's taxonomy places the organism in Eukaryota, Metazoa, Chordata, Lepidosauria, Squamata, Cordylidae. The coding region runs from base 12 to 3056 and encodes 1014 amino acids. The transcript has 24 exons.